Molecule: messenger RNA, 1713 nt
Organism: Klebsormidium nitens
Lineage: Eukaryota; Viridiplantae; Streptophyta; Klebsormidiophyceae; Klebsormidiales; Klebsormidiaceae
Source: the annotation of a GenBank genome assembly
AUGGCAAACUCAUGUACAUUCUUGAUGGGAGAGGACAAGAAGAGGAAGCUGGAGGAGGGCAUCGGCGACCUCCGGCGGAAGAAAAGAAAACUAUCGAGGAUGCAUUAUGGCGACGUCCCGUUCAUCAUCGGCUAUGCGGCCGCCGAAGCCCGCUUCAGAUGGUUUUGGCUGGGGUCAGAUGAGGCUGACGUACUGGACUUAUCCAAGGAUAGGUCCGACGACGACAGAUCAGACGAGUAUGUGAAGCAGCACCUGCUGACAGAGCCCACACCUACUCUUCCACAAUCCAGGAAUGCAUUGGAUGCCUCUCUGAAAAGCUCUACUAGCAUCAAGCUGCCCGUCACUGCGCAGUGUUACAAGAGAGUCAGCGCAGAGAGCCCCACACUUGCCAAGCAGUGUUUGGUCUCGACCGAUGGCUCCCAUUUGCCAGCAUUUCUGAGUCACUACAUCCUGGAAAGCCCGUCGAGCGCUUCAACAGAGAUGAGUGUAACGUUGUUUGUAAGCCCAGCGUUGCAAGCCGUCUUCAAUCUGCUCGAUAAAUUCAGCGGGCUCAGGCUGAAUUGCAAAUUGACAUUCAAUGCCGCUGAAGCAGACACCUCCUGUCGAGCAGUUGCCGUUGGCAAGAGGCCAGACACCCCAGGCAUGGCGAACUCAUGUACAUUCUUGAUGGGAAAGGACAAGAAGAGGAAGCUGGAGGAGGGCAUCAGCGACCUCCGGCGGAAGAAAAGAAAAUUAUCGAGGAUGCAUUAUGGCGACGUCCCGUUCAUCAUCGGCUAUGCGGCUGCCGAAGCUCGCUUCAGAUGGUUUUGGCUGGGGUCAGAUGAGGCUGACGUGCAAGAGGUCGGUGAGGAACUGGACAUAGGCAAGCUUGUUGAUCGCGUCACGCUGCUCCAGAACAUGGUUUUCGUCUACAGGCUUGUGGUUCAGAUGGCGCGUACUGUGCCUCAGAUGUCGGGCAGACUCCCAUUGUUUGAGAAGUUGGAACGCCACUCAGGCGGGACAGUUUUGAUCUUGGAUAACGGCAUGCGCAAAAGCAUUCCAGACUUCGAAAGGUACAGCAAGGACUACGAGACCAGCUUUGACGCUGUCAAGCGUGCAUAUGCGGCAGCAAAAGCAGCGGCCAAGGAGGCGGCCGCUCAAGGCCGGCAGCCCUUCAUGAUAAGUGCAACGACAGGCCCGCAGCUGGAAGGCCGUCGAAAAACCUACCUUGUGGAGACGACACCCCUGGGCUACUACAAGGAACCAUCUACUGUGCGGGAAGCAAGGGCACUGGCCCUUGCAUGCUGUGAAACAGCCCGGGUGCUCCAUGCGGAAGGCGUUGUGCACAGGGAUUUUCGAUUACCGAAUGUUGUGUGUUUGGGGCCGUGCACAAGCGACGAAGACAGUUUGGGGACGGAGGUCGGGACUUCUGGAGGGAACGAUGAGGACUUGGCAUUUCUGGUAAUAGAUCUGGAGGGAGCCGCUGAAGAGGGGGCGGAAGUGACCCCAGAUUGUGGUCUUGCGCUUGCCAGCAGGGAUGGGGUUCUGGACGAGAACGGGACAUUCACUGCGGCUAGCGAUAUGUUUGAGAUCGGCAUGCUGCUGCAGUCCAUCCUACGCCAGCUUGGAGCGUACCACGGUGAGUCCAAGGCGUUUGUUCGGGCCCUUAAACGGAAAGAACUGAGUGCCCUACAAGCCCUUGAUCAUCCUUGGUUGAGGGGACUCGGGAAUUGA